Molecule: messenger RNA, 1657 nt
Organism: Pectinophora gossypiella (pink bollworm)
Lineage: Eukaryota; Metazoa; Arthropoda; Insecta; Lepidoptera; Gelechiidae
Product: tRNA N6-adenosine threonylcarbamoyltransferase, mitochondrial-like
Exons: 1
Coding region: 138-1526 (462 amino acids)
Biological process (GO): tRNA threonylcarbamoyladenosine modification
Cellular component (GO): mitochondrion
Source: RefSeq, a predicted model, not a curated record
UUAAAAGAAAGAGCUGUCAUGUUCUAUAAGAGCAGUUUCCACAGAUAUUUUUAAUUUUUACUAUGGAACAUUUCCUUCUGAUGCGUAGGUAGCAUCUCUUCUCUAGUUGGUCUGCGUCUGGUCUGUGCCUUCACCUGAUGUUGAGAAGAAACCAGAACAAACUAAACUAUUUGUUUGUUAUUGUUUUAACUAUCGCAAUGUUGUCUCCAUGUCGUUAUAGUUUAUUAUCACAAAUAAAAAUAAUUAAGUGUUUGGUAAGGUCAUAUGGAAUUCCAGCCUAUUCAAAAAGCUCCAAAAUUCUAGGAAUUGAAACUUCUUGUGAUGAUACUGGUUGUGCUGUAGUAGAUGGUGCUGGUAAUUUGUUAGGAGAAACAUUGUACAGUCAAAGUGCCAUACAUGUGAGGUAUGGUGGAGUAAAUCCAACAGUCGCUCAUGAUUUACACCGAGAGAACAUAGAAGCAGCUGUUACUGGAGCACUCAAGAAAGCUAACUUUACAAUGAAUGAUGUUGAUGCAAUAGCAGUGACUACAAGACCUGGCCUUUUAAUCAGUCUACAAGUAGGUGUUAUGUAUGCCAAGUUUCUGUCAAGAACACAUCAAAAACCUUUGAUACCUGUACAUCACAUGGAAGCACAUGCUCUGGUAGCAAGAAUGUAUCACGAAAUCCCAUUUCCUUUUCUAGCUUUAUUAAUAUCUGGUGGACACUGCCUUGUUUCAGUUGUUAAAGAUGUUAAUGACUUCCUUUUGCUUGGAAAAAGUUUAGAUAAUGCUCCAGGUGAAGUUAUGGAUAAAGUAGCCAGAAGAAUGAAGUUACGUAAUAUACCUGAAUACUCGCAAGUUUCUGGAGGCCAAGCAAUUGAAUUGGCAGCAACAUAUGCUAAAAACCCUGGAAUGUUUGAAUUUCCAUUGCCAUUAGUGAGGUCUAGAGACUGCGAUUUCAGUUUUAGUGGCCUAAAGGAUUCUCUGGUUCGUAAAUUAAUAAGUAAAGAAGCAGAACAUGGAAUAAUAGGUGAUGGGAUUAUACCAGAAGUGAAUGAUUUGUGUGCUGCUUUUCAGUUGGCAAUAGCUGAGCAUGUGGUACAUAGACUAGACAGAGCAAUUCUGUUUUGUGAAAAGAAUAAAAUUAUUACUGACAAUUGUAAAAAUAUUGUGGUUUCUGGAGGAGUUGCUUGCAAUAACUUUAUAUUUAAUUCCCUUCAGUAUUUAGGAGAGAAAAGGGGGUACAAUGUAUACCGACCACCACCUAGAGUAUGUACUGAUAAUGGAAUAAUGAUCGCAUGGAAUGGUAUAGAAAAACUAAGGAUUCAACAGGGUGUUUUUUCUAAUAUCGACUUGAAGGAUAUUGACCCAGAGGCUCCUUUAGGGAAAAACAUUAUAGAAGAAGUUAAGUCAGCAAAUAUACAAACCAAAGUUACUAGAUUAAAAAAAUAUAUAGUAUCUUACUUUUGUGCUUUAAUUAGUUCCUUGACCCUUAAGAUUAAUUUAAAAGAAAAAUAUGUAUGUAACUUUACAACAUUAUUUUAUUAAGUUAAAGCUAACAAUUUAAAUAUUUUUAUUGUUGAUCAUGCAUGUUCACAAAUGGUUCUUUCUGUUUACUUGGCUCCAGGCUGUUGUGUAGCUGAAAAUAUACAGAUGUUUUAGUUUAUUUAUAAUGUAAA